GCAAUAGCUCGUUCAAAUCUACCCACGCCUUUGCUGCGGAUUACUCCCUUUCUUUUCCUGCUACUGUCAUUCUCUCUGUGUCUGAAUACAUGUGCAAAGAGUGCUUGUCAACCCUCCACUCUUCACAUUUCUUGCCUGCUCCUUCGCCUUCGCCGUCGCCGUCGCCAUCGCCGUCGCCCUCGUCCUCUUCUCUUGAUUCCCCCACAAGUCCAGUCUGCGAUGACCUCCUACAGCCAGUAUGAACGGCAUCAUCGAGCCCUUACCCGGCCUCCUUGAUGAUCCUCUAUUUCAAAUCCCUGAUUUGCCUGCUCUGACCAACUUUCAAAUCGCGCCUCUGCGGAAUCCUGCUCCGAGCCGUCACGCAAAUGUCCCUCUGCCUCUCGAGCCUGUUGCCGACAAUAGUCUGGGUAAUGGACGACCAAGCAAAAACGCUCCACAUCCUGUAGAUAGUCCUGAGAGGAGGAAGGCACCAAAAAUCACACCCAACGAUGUCCUUCUCGCACGAGAGGCCAAAAGGCCACACUUGGCUAUCAGCGAGCUGCUGGAAGCCGACCAUGGCCCGGAACCCGUCCCAACAUAUUUACCAUCUUUCAUUAGUUUGGCCGUGGUGGAAAAAUCACCUAUUCAAACACCUUCAUUUCUCGAACACCCUCACUCUCUGAGGCGCUUGAGAUUGGACGCGGACAAUGAGCAUGUCGGUCUUGACUGGACCAGGCAUCUUCCUCCCCCAGCUCAGAAAGAAGAACGCCACAAUAGACCGGCUCCGCUCCUCCCUGCCAUGGUCACAGGACUGCACGAGCCUCCUCCCUCUGCAGCUCUGCUACCGUCCAUGGGCCUUGACUCUCUUCGCGCCGUUGUUGCAGGAUUACAUGAACCUCCUUCUUCAGCUCUGCUACCAUCGAUUGAUCUUGAGCCGAGGAAUGCCACGAUCACAGGACUGCAUGACCCUCAACCUGCAGCUUUGCUGCCAUCAAUCUAUUCAGAGUCGAUACAUACCACGGGCACGGGGCUGCAUGAACCACCACCUCCUCCUGUGGCCCAACUACCAUCAAUUGACCUUGAUCCGAUACAUGCCAUUAGUCGGCCAGUAACAACAUCGAGAAUCCAUGUCAGAGACAUGCUCACUGAGUCUGUCCAGCCAGAUCCUGAACCCUACCUGCCAGAUCCCGAGCCCAAUCAGCCCGACCCUGAGCCCGCCAUCUUAGACCCUGACCCCUACCACCAAGGAUCCGAGCUCUAUCACCCAAGUCCUGAGCCUUAUAACCCCGGUCCUGAGUCCGAUCAGCCAGAUAUAGAACCCGAACCCGAGCCCGAGCCCGAGCCCGUCCCUGUCCCUUCUGGCCCCAUCAUUGAUAGACGGAUUACUUUUACUCGAGCCUACCUCAGGAAUAAUACAGUCUCUCCAGACGAGAUCCGUCAGCGCAUCCCAAAGGUGAUCCAUCCUGUCUGGAAGGAGACAACCAGAAAGAGCUUCAAGCGUCGAACUAGGCGGAGAUGGACUGACGCCGAAACGGCAGACCUUUUUGCUGGCGUGGAAAAGCAUGGCAUCGGUCGAUGGAAACAGAUUCUGGAUGAUCCAUCUUUCAACUUUCUGGACAGGAAUUCUGUCGACUUGAAAGAUCGGUAUCGCGUCUGCAUCAACGACAGGCCUUCCUCGAGGUCAGACACGAAUUUGAGAGCGGACAGUCCUAUUGCAGAGGCGUCUCCUUCCAUUGAAAUAUUAGGAAUAAGGCACUGUCGCGAAAAGGCUGACCAAAUGAGCUCGGGUCAGGGUUCGAAACAACGUCGUAAGCGCCGUGCUUGGACGGACCGUGAGGACGAGAAUCUCCUGGAAGGCGUGGCCCGACAUGGAUUUCAGUGGACUGCCAUUCACGAUGAUCCAGACCUUGAUCUAUCCCACAGACGAGCAACAGAUCUCCGUGAUCGCAUUCGAAAUAAAUUCCCAGAUGGGUACAAGCACGCUGAGUCUGCGCCGUUGAGAUCUGAGGUCAAGAAGGCAGAGAGAGAAGCCCAAGCCGCCGAACCAACACCAUGGGAUGUCGCCGUUCCCGGGCGAGAGCUUAACGCGACCCAGGCCACCACGAGAGCACAGUGGGAAUCCGAGAACGUGACAGCAACAGACAAAAGCACAACAACUGCACCUCCGACACAACCCCGCUCGAUUCGACCUGGCGAGCUGACUCGUGAUGACGUGGACAAAGACCGUGAGAACAUGCAGGAGGAACACGAUAGGGAAAGAGAAGGGGAGGCUGAAAAGGAGCAACUCCAACCCCCUGUCACAUUGCCCAGUUUUUCACUCGGCUUCUACGAUGACAUGGACUGGGAGGAUAACAGACUUCCCCCUUUACAUGACUGGGACGAGGAUGAUAUUAGUGAUUAGCACGGCCAAACGGCAUAUGCGUUGAAGACUAAGGAAGAAUGGAUGAUUUCCUGGGCGUUUAAAAUUGAUGCUCGGCCGGAUAUGUUAAAGAAGCAUACUGGACAAUGGCGGCAUUGGAUGGGGAUGAGCAUGGAAGGGCAGAGAAGGGAACGGCUCACGCAGCGACAGGGCUGGGCUCAUUUGUAUUAAUCUUUUCUCAAAUUUGUUUUUGGGUUGUUAUACAACCGUGGACGACACAGCGCAGGACAACGGGACCCAGGGAAUGGGAGGAUGGAUAAGGGAAGGAUUGCUAUUGCGUUUGUGAUACCCCUUGUUUUUAUACUUGACUCGAGCCGGGAUAGGAAUGGGACAUUUGGCUGUGGAACAAACGGCUUCGGCUGGAAAUACGUCUGUAUCUAGGUAAUGAACAUCUAUAGGGCUGUAGAGAGGGGCAAUAUAUUUCCUUUCUGAUGUC
Molecule: messenger RNA, 2834 nt
Organism: Cladophialophora immunda
Lineage: Eukaryota; Fungi; Ascomycota; Eurotiomycetes; Chaetothyriales; Herpotrichiellaceae
Exons: 1
Coding region: 239-2380 (713 amino acids)
Source: RefSeq, a predicted model, not a curated record